Rhea pennata is the source of this 919-nucleotide messenger RNA. RefSeq names its product chromosome transmission fidelity factor 8 (gene CHTF8). The transcript is spliced from 4 exons. Gene Ontology annotation, cellular component: Ctf18 RFC-like complex. Gene Ontology annotation, biological process: mitotic sister chromatid cohesion. Bases 81 to 434 code for a protein of 117 amino acids. The record is from RefSeq and is a predicted model, not a curated record. NCBI's taxonomy places the organism in Eukaryota, Metazoa, Chordata, Aves, Rheiformes, Rheidae.
GCGGGAGAUUCGGCUUGUUGCCGGGUGACCGUGAAACCACCCGCCCCCCCCCGGCCGGGACCGCACGGCGCCCCCGGAGCAUGGUGCAGAUCGUGAUCUCUAGCGGCGCCAGCGGCCCGGCGGAGUGGGUGCUGCUGGAGCUGCAGGGCGAGGUGGAGGCGCGCGGCGGCGGCGGGGGGCUGGCCGGCAGCCUCCUGGGCGACCUGCACUACACGCGCGAGGGGGUUCCCGUGCUCAUCGUGGGCCACCACAUCCUCUACGGGAGGGUGGUGCAGCUGGAGAAGCCCUUCGCCGUGCUGGUGAAGCAGGGCCCCGGCGAGCCCGGCCCCGCGGCCGCCUCCGCCCGCUACGCCGUGACCGCCCUCAUCAGGACCAAGCUUCUCUUCAAAACCCGCCCCAAGCCCAUCGUCACCAACGUGCCCAAGAAGGCGUGACGGCCGGGCGCCUGCCGGAGACGGGCCGCGGAGGGGGCGAGCCCCCCACUGCCCCCCCCCCCGGGACCGGCCCUGCUGGACGCGGCUCUGCCUCCGGGGGUGCCCGGCCCUCGGCGACGCCGGCCCUGCCUCCGCCGCAGCACGGUCCGGCCGCCACGGCGCGCUCGGCGCCGCUGGUCCCGCACUGCCGCCCUGCGUCACCCUCUACGAGCGACCCCGGGAGCGGCUGGGGCCGGAGCUGAGCACCCGCCUGUUGGCGCUGGGCACCAGCGGGGCUGGGACAGGGCCGCGAUUCCCCCGCUCCCCAACUCAGCAGCCUUUCUCUGUGCAAGUCUUUAUUGUGACAAAUCCCUCGGGAUACAAAAACAGACUCUUAAAAUAUGAAAAAAUACACAUUAAAAAAUAAAUAGUUUUACAAAUAAUCAGCGAUAAGUGUAAAUACCAAAAGAGCUACAAAAGUCUCCUAAAAAACCUCGUAUUAAAUA